Molecule: messenger RNA, 2341 nt
Organism: Brachypodium distachyon (stiff brome)
Lineage: Eukaryota; Viridiplantae; Streptophyta; Magnoliopsida; Poales; Poaceae
Product: DNA topoisomerase 2-like
Exons: 12
Coding region: 593-1957 (454 amino acids)
Biological process (GO): DNA topological change; resolution of meiotic recombination intermediates; sister chromatid segregation
Cellular component (GO): nucleus
Molecular function (GO): ATP binding; DNA topoisomerase type II (double strand cut, ATP-hydrolyzing) activity; DNA binding
Source: RefSeq, a predicted model, not a curated record
CUGCUUGUUAUACAGUACUAGUUUCCUUCUUACCUCAAGGCCGAAAACAAGGAAAUCGCCAUCAUGGUUUCAGGAUACCAUUCCCAUCGUGAGUCUAAAAGGAAAGCAAAAACAGAAAGAAAAAAAAGGAAAGCAACAACAGAAAACAAAAACAGAGAGAGAGAAUGUGGACGCAUACUCUUUCCUUUCAAGGCCCAAAACAAAUCCCGGAUCCAUCCAAUAAAAACCCAAGCAAUCAAACCAACGGUUCGCCGAGCCGCCGCCGGAAGCCGAAAUCCGACGAACGUCGCCGGAGCAGCAAGCGACGUCUCGUUCGAAUUCAUCGACGCCACCGGCUACGAAACCACCGGGAACAUGUCGAGUACAAUAAUUUUGUUGACAUGUAAUUGACACCAGAGUUGCAAUGGUCGGUCCCUUCUGUGGUUGAUGGUCUCAAUCGAGGCCAGAGGAAGAUUCUGUUCACCGCGUUCAAGAACAACCUUGAUAAACAGACUAGGGUUUAUCGGCUCGCUACCUAUGCUAUGAAACAAGCAGCAUACAACUGUGGUCAACAGCAGGGCCGUAUACUGACAGGUACAUUCCAAUCAUUCCCAUGGUUUUGGUCAAUGGAAGUAGAGGAUGCAAUAGCAAUGUUCCAAGCUACAACCCAAGGGACAUCAUUGCUAAUCUGAGACGAUUACUUAAUUACGAGCAUGUGGAACCAAUGGACCCAUGGUAUAGGGGUUUUAAGGGCCGUAUAGAGAAGAUUAGUACAACAGUCGAAGGUAGCACAUAUAGCACGACUGGUGUUAUAAAGGUUGUCGACGAGACUACAUUGGUUAUCACAGAGUUGCCAAUCCAUUGCUGGACUAAAGAUUAUAGAUGUUUCAUUAAGUCUUUGAGUAAGAAUAGGAAAAAUAAGACCAAUGAGUUUCGUAUUAAGCUCAUCAAAGAUAAAUGUUGUGACGAUAUGAAUUUACAAUUGAAGUUAAUAUUGGAAGAGAAGAAUAUGGAAAAGGUUACAGAAGAAAGUUUGGAGAAGAAACUUAACCUCAUCACUACAGUUGGAACAACAAACAUGCAUUUGUUUGAUAGGAAUGGUAUAAAUAUCCGAAAAUACAAAACCCCAGAAGAAAUUCUCGAAGAGUUCUUUGGCCUGAGGCUUGAAUACUAUGAGAAAAGAAAGAAAGCACAACUGGACUCUCUCGACCUCGACUUGUGGAAGAUCACUAACAAAGUUAGGUUCAUUCUUAGUGUCGGUCGUGGUGAUAUCACAGUAUUAGACAGGGAAGCAUAUGAUUUAGUUCUCGAGCUUUACCGGAAGGGAUUUUCUCCAUUUCCAACGAGCAGUGAGAGUCCUGAGGGUGGCAAAAGAGUUUUAGCAAGUGACUAUGAGUACCUCCUUUCGAUACCAAUUGGCAGCAUGGCUCGAGAAAAGCUACAUGAGCUCUAUGCUGAAAAGACCGAGUUAGAGGAGAAAAUCAAGGAGGUGAGAAGAUCCAAACCAAGAUUGCUCUGGAUUAAAGAUCUUGAUGCUCUUGAAGUUGAAUUAGAUAGGUUUGAUGAUUUAAAGCGUGCUGAGAUUGAGCGUUUGGAAAGUUUAAGGAAUAGAAAGAAACCAACUAAAAAGACUACUGCAAAUGAUGGUGAGGCUGGUGUCUGUAAGCCUGUCAAAUCAAAACCAGCAGCACAGAAGAAGGGAAAAACUAAUACGAAGGCGACUGUGAUUGAGAUUGUUCAUGAUGAAGUACCUCUGCUAGAAGCUCGCCCGGCCAACAAUGUGGUGGACUCAUCUUCAGCUCAUACAGAAGGACUGCAAGUAAAACAGGAGCUGGGAGGGGAAGAAAGCCAGCGGCUGCGAAAACGGCACCAAAACCCGCAACCCGGGCCACCGCCGGCACGAGGAAAAGGACGGCAUCAGCCGCAGCAGCAGCUCAUGGUGAGAACAGCGAUGGCGAGGCAGAUAAGGAGACGUUAGCAGAGGAUAACAUUCCUUGUGCUGCUGCUGCUGUUGCUUCCCCGGACAAAAAGGUAAGAAGGACGAGGGGGCGAGCUGCGACCGUCGCCGUCGCCGGACACUCUGCCGUCGCCGCGCCGGCUGCGCCGAGGGCGAGGCUGACGAGGGGGAACAAGAAGAAGGCACAGCGCGCCUGAUGAUUCAUGGAUUAGUUACCGCAAUGCCGAUGCGUUCUCAGUCAAUCGCUGAGACGUUGAUGCUAGGUACUUGGUACUACUUCGUUCCUGCCAAAUCGUUUGCAGCUUCCGGCUGCUCGUGAUAGAUUUUGCGUUUUGCUGAUCCGUUCAAACAUGGGCACCUUGUUUUCUUUUUCGGAUGUGAAAACAAAAUAAAAUAUAUCUCUUC